GUUUCAAAGCACGGGCUCACAAGAAACUCGUGGUGAGGGGCCUCCGUAUAUCGACGCUUCCUGUUCACAGGUCUGGAGCCAUCUCAAAUAACGAACGUCUGAUCAUGGUGCCAUAGUUUUGGCAGCCAAACUCGAUGUUAUCAAAGGAGCACUCUUCGUGCUGUAUUAUAUAUAUUAUGCCUCCAUCUCAUCAGAGAUGGAUGGGGCAUCAUGUACUUACUCGGCGGCUCUCUUCGCGUUUACGAAACCAUCCACGCUGACAUUUGGUGGUUCAAAACGUCCGCAACCAAGUUGCAAAAACACAUCAAGAUUCAAGUUUUACCCAUCAUUCCCCGAAUCCCUCUCUGGCAAAUCCUCUCACUUCCCGACCACACCAUGCCUGGUAUGAUUUCGCUCGAUGAAGCUAUUAUGGUGUACGUGAAUCGUCUUGUACUGUGUCUGCAAUCCCCCCACUUCCCAAUCUUAAUUCUUUACUCCUAGGAGCAAGACAUUGGUAAGUAAUUCAGCUGUACCACCCUCGAUGCCAUCGACAAACUUCGAAGUAACGAACACAUCUACCAAGAUCCUCACAUCGCUCUUUCACUGGGGCCUCUUUGGCAUCCUCACCAUCCAAAUUUUCCUAUAUCACAAAUCAUCUUCCCAAGACAAACUCGCAAUCAGAGUGAUCUUCUACUUUAUCUAUAUCAUGGAAGCAACGCAGACAGCGUGGGUAGCCAGGAAAGUGUACUUGUUUUGCGGCAGUGGGUUUGGGGACCCUGCUGUUCUUCUCCUUGCCGGUAGCGCAGACUCGGGGGAUGAGGCUUUUGUGAUCAAAACUGGAAUUGUGGGCCUACUAUGUCAAUGCUUUUCGGCUUGGAGAAUUUGGAUCUUGUCUAGAUCAAAGGUCAUGGCAAUUGCAGUGGUCGCACUAUCUCUGCUAAGUACUGCAGCGACCUUUGCGGGAGGCGCACGUAUGAUAGAACUAAGUGAAAGAGAUUUCCCUAGGGACAUCAUUACGACGGUAUGGGCUAUAAGUUCGGCUCUCUGCGAUACCACCAUUGCGGUUUUUAUGGGAUUGAUCCUUAAACGAUCGAAAGUAAUGGUACAACCGGGUACUAGGAGACUCAUAACCAAGAUCCUGUGGUUAACUGUCACGACGGGGACUUUGACCGCGUUCAUGGCAUUAUCCGCACUAGUUCUACUCCUAGCUUCUCCAAACGCUGGUUUAUACUUCCCUGUCAUCGUACUGAUAGGGAAAGUAGAAGCUAACAGCUACCUCGCCGUUCUCAAUUCCAGAAUUCAUCUUCAAGGGCUUGGGAGGAGCAGAGAUACUACGCCCGGAUACUCCGACUUUGACCUAGGAUCCGCUAGAUUUGAGGCGGAGUUGGGUAGCAGUAACUCGGUAUCUGCUAGCGAGUCUCGGCGCUCAGUACUACAAGUUCACGUUCAACAGCAGCGAGUGGAACAUAUACAUCAGCUUCCGCUCCCGGUUUUACCAGCGUUCUUGAGGGAGGGAAGCGCGUUUACGAAGGGGGAUGAUACGAAAAAUGAUAAUAGGAAUACUCCAGCACUCAUGGCCUGAUCAAAAACCUCUGGGGCGCCGGAGCCACAAACACCCGUCAGGUUCCACAUUCAAAUUACAAACGCUGGGUGUUGGUGAAUUAAAAACAGCCCGAGGCAUUCUUCGUU
Marasmius oreades (fairy-ring Marasmius) is the source of this 1668-nucleotide messenger RNA. RefSeq lists its product as uncharacterized. Bases 521 to 1561 code for a protein of 346 amino acids. The record is from RefSeq and is a predicted model, not a curated record. The transcript has 8 exons. Lineage: Eukaryota; Fungi; Basidiomycota; Agaricomycetes; Agaricales; Marasmiaceae.